ACACAAAAAAAAUAAUUUGCACGGCCCAAGAGUUUUCUAGACAGGUACUACAAUUUUUUCUACAUGUUUCUUCCCCGCCCAGAAUGUUCAAUUAGACCUACAAUUUCUCCAACAUCAUUUUAACAAAAAUGGAGUUAUUCGAAAAGAUGCCAUCAUCAAAGACAAUUUUGACUGCAGCAACUUCUCUUACUGCUUCAGCAAUUCUCUUUAAAUCCAUAGCUAAUGACCUUGUACCUCAACAAAUUCAGUUAUUCUUUUCUUCACGAUUUCAGAAAUUAUCGAACCGUUUUUCUUCGCAGUUGAUUGUGGUUAUUGAAGAGUGUGAAGGUCUAACUACCAACCACAUGUUUGAUGCUGUUAACGUUUAUUUAGGUGCAAAGGUUAAUGGUUCGACUCAAAGGAUUAAAGUUAAUAAGCCUGAUAAAGAUGAAGACCUCGAAGUUAGUGUUGAUAGGUACCAGGAAGUAACAGAUUCUUAUGAAAAUGUCAAAUUCACAUGGAUCAUGAAGUCCAGGGGAAUCAAACAGAGUGAAAAGAGCACCAAUCCGAAGACAGAGCUUCGAUAUUUUGAACUAAUUUUUCACAAGAAGCAAAAGGAGAUGGCUUUAAAAUCUUAUUUACCAUAUAUAUUGAGGAGGGCCAAAGAGAUUAAGGAAGAUAAAAGGGUAGUACGGCUACACACUGUGGAUUAUAACGGGACUGAUUAUUGGAGUUCUGUGGUGUUAAACCAUCCUGCAACAUUUGAUACAAUGGCUAUGGAACCAGAAAUGAAGAAGGAACUGAUUGAGGAUCUUGACAUGUUUGUAAGUAGGAAAGAUUAUUAUAGGAGAGUUGGCAAAGCUUGGAAACGAGGGUACUUGUUCUAUGGACCGCCUGGUACUGGAAAGUCGAGCUUAGUUGCAGCUAUGGCUAAUUACCUUAAGUUUGAUGUUUAUGACUUGGAUCUAAGAGAGGUGCAGUGCAAUUCGGAUUUGAGAAGGUUGUUGAUCGGUUCAGCAAAUCGCUCUUUACUUGUGAUCGAAGACAUUGAUUGCAAUGUGGGGUUAAAGAAUAGGGAAAAUGAGAAUGACACAACUGAAGAUGACAAGAUUACACUCUCUGGGCUGUUGAACUUCAUUGAUGGCUUGUGGUCGAGUUGUGGGGAUGAACGAAUCAUUGUGUUCACAACGAAUCACAAGGACAGACUUGAUCCAGCAUUGUUGAGACCUGGACGUAUGGAUGUGCACAUUGAGAUGUCAUACUGCACUUUCAGUGGUUUCAGAGUACUUGCUUCUAAUUACCUAAAGGUAGACGAGCACAGGCUGUUUAAGGCAAUUGAAGAUCUGUUCCGGAGAGUUAAGGUAACACCAGCUGAAGUAGCAGGAGAGUUGAUGAAGAGCAACAACGCCAACGUUGCACUAGAAGGCCUUGUCAAAUUCCUUCAAAACAAGGAACAUGAGGUUAUGACAAGAAGCUAAACAACAUUGCUGACUAAAACAGAUAAGACUUUAGAUCUCCAGUAUAGAGUGAUUGAUAUUCUUUCAUAUGAUUGAACACAAUUUUUCUGAUGCUUGUGGAACAUGAUUAUCUUGAUUCAAUUGCUUCGUGUU
Messenger RNA from Capsicum annuum, 1589 nucleotides. RefSeq names its product protein HYPER-SENSITIVITY-RELATED 4. Bases 129 to 1457 code for a protein of 442 amino acids. The transcript has 3 exons. Gene Ontology annotation, molecular function: ATP hydrolysis activity; ATP binding. The record is from RefSeq and is a predicted model, not a curated record. NCBI's taxonomy places the organism in Eukaryota, Viridiplantae, Streptophyta, Magnoliopsida, Solanales, Solanaceae.